Messenger RNA from Fusarium pseudograminearum CS3096, 258 nucleotides. RefSeq lists its product as uncharacterized. The record is from RefSeq and is a predicted model, not a curated record. Bases 1 to 258 code for a protein of 85 amino acids. Lineage: Eukaryota; Fungi; Ascomycota; Sordariomycetes; Hypocreales; Nectriaceae. The transcript is spliced from 2 exons.
AUGUCCAAGUGCGAAGACUGUGAUGGCCACGGGCUGCGGGGCGAUGGGAUUUGCGCAGGGUGUAACGGCUCGGGAAGUCGCGACUCGAGUUCUAUAUCUCGCAACACGGCCACACGGCUAACAGUCCCUGAGAUCUACCCAGAAGGUCAUGUCCUCAACAACCGCGAUUUCAGUACAGGCGAUGAUGUAACAGACAUCCUCUCGCAGCCCCCGAUCCCAUCGAAAGUUUCAGGCAUCUACCUAACCCAACAAUACUAA